Daucus carota subsp. sativus is the source of this 1401-nucleotide messenger RNA. Its product is annotated as cyclin-A2-2. Bases 1 to 1401 code for a protein of 466 amino acids. Gene Ontology annotation, cellular component: nucleus; cytoplasm; cyclin-dependent protein kinase holoenzyme complex. The transcript is spliced from 10 exons. NCBI's taxonomy places the organism in Eukaryota, Viridiplantae, Streptophyta, Magnoliopsida, Apiales, Apiaceae. The record is from RefSeq and is a predicted model, not a curated record. Gene Ontology annotation, biological process: regulation of cyclin-dependent protein serine/threonine kinase activity; mitotic cell cycle phase transition. Gene Ontology annotation, molecular function: cyclin-dependent protein serine/threonine kinase regulator activity.
AUGAACAAAGAGAAUAUAAUGGCUUCUAACUCUGAACAACCCAAUGUUCGAAUUACAAGAGUAAGAGCUAAAUCAUUGGGGACUGUAGGAGGAUUACCUGCUUCGAAGCCUCCCGUGAUAAAUGACCAGAACAAAGUUGCAGGACCAGAUUCAGAAAGAGCAGCGACAGAUGGCAGCAAUGCCACUGUUGGUUACACUGCUUGUCCGCAGGAUAAGAAAAGGGGUGCUCUCCAGGAUGUCACUAAUAUGUGCCACAAAAAGUACAAUAUAGACGGAAGCGGAGCUCAGCAAUCCUAUAACCAGGCUGGAAAUGGUGUGGCGGAGAGGAACACCAAGCCUGUAACUGGAGUUUUCAAUCAUCCUCAUAUUCAACAGGGUAGAGAAGCUCGUGUAACCAAAGAAAGUACACAAGGAGUGCAAAAAGUUGGUAAUUUGGCAGUGCACGGGCAUGGUUCAGCUGAUCCGAUGGCUUCAAAUCAAGCUUCUGUUUUGCAGGCUCAAUUUGGGAGACCUUUGAGACAAGGUGAGGUGGUUCGGCAAGGGAUCAAAGGUGAAUCAUCUAAUGGCCUGCAUGUCACAGAUAUUGAUUCAAACUACAAAGAUCCUGAGAUGUGCGCCAUUUAUGCCCCAGCUAUAUAUGAAAACCACCGUGUGAAAGAGCUUGACCGCAGACCAUAUUUUGGUUACAUGGAGAUGCAGCGAGAUAUCACCCACGUAAUGCGAGGUGUUCUGAUCGACUGGCUUGUGGAGGUCUCGGAAGAAUAUAAUCUGGUACCAGACACACUUUAUCUGACUGCUAAUCUCAUUGAUCAAUUUCUCUCCAGAAGUUUCAUUGAGAGACAAAGACUUCAGCUGCUUGGUGUUACGUGCAUGCUAAUUGCUUCAAAAUUUGAAGAAAUUUGUCCACCCAGUGUGCGAGAAUUUUGCUACAUCACCGACAACACAUACAAGAGGGAUGAGGUGUUGCACAUGGAGAGCCAAGUUUUGAACAUUCUGGGAUUUCAACUAGCUGUUCCCACCACCAAAACGUUCCUAAGGAGAUUUCUUCAAGCAGCACAGAGCAACUAUCAGGCUCCUCGUGUCCAACUGGAAUUCUUAGCUAACUAUUUAGCAGAAUUAACUCUUCCGGAGUACGGUUUCCUAUGGUUCCUUCCGUCCCUUAUUGCUGCAGCUGCUGUCUUCUUGGCUAGAUGGAUGCUUGAUCCGUCAAGCCAACCAUGGAAUCCAACACUGCAGCAUUAUACUAAUUACAAGGUCUCAGAUCUGAAACUCGCCGUGUUUGGACUGCAACAGUUGCACCUCAACACCAAUAACUCCCCGCUGAAAGCUGUACGUGAGAAGUACCAGCAACCAAAGGUAACAGAUUCUAUCAACGCUUUGAUUUUUGAGCAACUAAUAUAA